UGACCGAAGUCAGGAACUUUGCAUCCGUGCAUCAGUCAUCGUGGUUACUAGCAUUUUCCUUGCUUGUACAUCUGUUGUUCCUCUAAAUAAUUUUAAGAAAAAUGCCUAUCUCAAAGAUUUUUGCAAGACAAAUAUUUGACAGCAGAGGCAAUCCAACUGUAGAGGUAGACUUAACCACUGAAAAAGGUUUAUUUAGAGCUGCUGUUCCCAGUGGAGCAUCUACAGGUAUUCAUGAAGCAUUGGAAAUGAGAGAUGGAGACAAAAGUGCUUACAUGGGUAAAGGUGUGAAAAAUGCUGUAAAUAAUGUAAACAAUGUCAUUGCUCCUGCUGUAGUAGGAAAGCAAUUUGAUCCAGUAAAACAAACAGAAAUUGAUGAAUUCAUGAUUGCACUGGAUGGCACAGAGAAUAAAUCAAAAUUAGGAGCAAAUGCAAUUUUGGGUGUUUCUCUAGCUGUAUGCAAAGCAGGAGCUGCUCAUAAGGGUGUGUCACUUUAUAAGCACAUUGCUGAUUUAUCAGGAAAUACCAAUAUUGUGCUUCCUGUACCAGCAUUUAAUGUUAUUAACGGAGGAAGUCAUGCCGGGAACAAAUUAGCUAUGCAGGAAUUUAUGAUCUUGCCUACUGGUGCAUCAUCUUUUACUGAGGCCAUGAAGAUGGGUUCUGAAGUUUAUCAUCAUCUGAAGGGAGUUAUAAAAAAGAAGUUUGGUUUAGAUGCAACUAGUGUAGGAGAUGAAGGUGGAUUUGCUCCAAAUAUUCAAGAUAACAAAGAAGGCUUAGAACUGAUCAAGGAAGCCAUUAAUUUAGCUGGAUAUACUGGAAAAAUUGAAAUUGGAAUGGAUGUUGCAGCAUCAGAAUUUCACAAGAGUGGAAAAUAUGAUCUUGACUUUAAAAAUCCAAAAUCUGAUCCAUCAGCUUUCAUCACACCUGACCAAUUAGGAGAUAUUUACAUGGAUUUCAUCAAAAACUAUCCAGUAGUCAGUAUUGAGGAUCCCUUUGACCAAGAUGACUGGGAUGCAUGGACUAAAUUAAGUUCUAAUGUUCAAAUUCAAAUCGUUGGUGAUGACUUGACUGUAACUAAUCCUAAACGUAUUCAGAUGGCUGUAGAUAAAAAAGCCUGCAAUUGUCUGUUGUUGAAAGUAAAUCAAAUUGGAAGUGUCACUGAAUCCAUUAAAGCUCAUAAUUUAGCAAAGGCUAAUGGAUGGGGCACGAUGGUAUCGCACCGCAGUGGUGAAACUGAAGAUUCAACUAUUGCAGACUUGGUGGUUGGUCUAGGCACUGGCCAGAUAAAAACGGGUGCACCUUGUCGUUCCGAACGUCUCUGCAAAUAUAACCAAAUUCUUCGCAUCGAGGAAGAACUAGGAUCUGCUGCAAAAUAUGCAGGCAAAAAUUUCCGAUGCCCAAAAUAAAAAUAAAAAUUUUGUUACUAAAUGUUCCUAAUAGAUCUCUAUGAAAUGUAAAGAUAUCAAAUAUUAGUGGAUUGUUUCCAAAAAUCUAAAUAUUGUUAUUCAAGCACUUGGUUCAUGUUAAAAUAAAAUUAUGGUUUAAAUGUGAA
This is a messenger RNA of Centruroides sculpturatus (bark scorpion), 1549 nucleotides long. It is a transcript of the gene Eno, whose product is annotated as enolase-like. Gene Ontology annotation, molecular function: phosphopyruvate hydratase activity; magnesium ion binding. The record is from RefSeq and is a predicted model, not a curated record. Gene Ontology annotation, cellular component: phosphopyruvate hydratase complex. Lineage: Eukaryota; Metazoa; Arthropoda; Arachnida; Scorpiones; Buthidae. Gene Ontology annotation, biological process: glycolytic process. The transcript is spliced from 9 exons. Bases 102 to 1403 code for a protein of 433 amino acids.